AUGCUGAUUAAGACUUUGAUUCUUGUUUCACUUGUUUCCGAAGUUUUUCUUAUAGAAAUUCCUACGCCACCGAAUCCCAAGCAGUUUACUAUAACUGCAGGAAAGCCUACAGGCGCACCACAAAUCGAAGUGACAACAAAUUAUGUGGAUCGUUUUGCAGAUCUCUUUAGAAUUGAUGUAAAUAAUGACGGUCGCCUGACGGAACAAGCUUUCUACGAUGGAGGCAAGAAAACUGGAUAUUUAAUAUAUUACGAUGAGAAUCCACCUCGAUGUACAAAAUCCAACGAGAACGAUGCAGAUAUGUUAGAAGAAUGGCAAACAUUAUCCUAUGCUGGCAAGACCAAAUCUAUUAGUAAACCACAUAUAGAAUGUAAUAUGUGGAAUAAAACUGUACAAUCUUGGACGUGGAGUUAUCUUGCAUCUGUCAAAGACAAUACCCCAAUAGAAAUCUUGGACAAUAGUAUUCUUAUAUCAGUCUUUACAAACUAUACAGUUGGACCAUCUGUUGUGCCGAAGAGCGUUUUCGAUUUACCUGUACCAGAAAGGCAUGUCUACACUACCGGUGCCCGUUUUCUGAGCACCACCUUCCAUACUCCAGUCGCUAUUACUAAGACACGUAUUCCGCCCAUGUUUAAUUCAGAAACGGAGAUCGUCGUUUUGGUUCCAAUGCGAGCGCUUACACUUAGCGUCGAAAAACCUUCUGAAGUAAGUUCAACAAAUGAUGUAGCAUCGAUACAUUUACUCAUCGAUGGUGAUCUCAUGUAUAUGUCCAUGUUUAGUGGUGCGCAUACACAUUUUUCAUCUUUUGAUCUUGUUCGGAUGGACGCUCCUGAACAGUGA
This is a messenger RNA of Rotaria socialis, 840 nucleotides long. Lineage: Eukaryota; Metazoa; Rotifera; Eurotatoria; Philodinida; Philodinidae. The record is from the annotation of a GenBank genome assembly.